GUUGCUCCUGUGGCAGAGGCUGAUGACGGAGCGCUGGUUCCCCCGGAGGAGGUAGCUCCCAGCUGGCUGCUUCUGCGGCCACGCGAGGUCGUCAAGGCUGCGCCGGAGAUCUCGGCGCAGAGCGACGAUGACCUCGGGGAGUUUCGCCUCUUAGACACUGCGCCAGCAUCUGUGGUAGUAGAAGAAGCUUUGAGUCUUGCAUCUGCCUCCGCCUGGUCUUCUAAGCUGUCGGAGCGCUGGGACGAGGUGCUUCGGCAGCUAAUGCGCAGGGAGCUGAACAGCUCUCAGGCUCUGCUGGUCCUUCACAGCCUGGUUCGCCUAGAUUACCACCAUUCAGCAUUGCUCGAGAGGCUGGCCGAUCGUCUGGAGAGCCGGUAUUUCAGCGCGUCACAUGAAAUUGAGGAUGUUGAAGAUGAUGUGGAGGCUCUCCGGCAUCAUCAUGGUAAAAAGGUGAAGGGGCAUGCAGCAGAACUCCUCUCGUUGUUCCCCCAGGAGGGCUCCUUCCAGUCCUUGAUUGAGAACCUCCCUCUCAGCCACAAAGUGGCGUUGAUCCUCAUUCGAUGCACUUCACGUCCCCGGCGAGGAGGCGCCGUCCCACCUCGGAUUCAAGUUGAGCCAGAAACCGAUGCAAAGAAGGCUUGGAAGACAACGGAUCCUGUGGACAUGGAGGAGUUCGAGAAGGAGCGCUUCCUGUCGGGUCGCUGGAAAGUCUUGCGGAUGCGUGACGUGAGGGCGAAAGUGACCCGGAUGCCACCUGGGAAACGGCUCAGAGCCACCUUAGCCAGCCAGCUCCUCCAAGUUCUUCCGACAGCAGAUGCUGAAUCAUUGGCGGAGAUCUCCCAGAUUGCUGCCUUCCCCAACGCGCGGCUGCUGACUGGCGACUUGGAUCUGGAUUUCCGAGAGGCACUUGCGAAGCGCAUUGGAGCGCUCCAAAGCCAUGACAUUUGGCCACGCCUUGUUGCCUUUGCCUCUGCACUGAACGGAGGUGACGGCCCAGAAGCCUACCGAGCCUGGCGUCGGAGGCUGAUUCCUGAUGCCUUAGCCCUGAUGCGACUGCAGAAGCGAGAUGCAAUCCUGAAGGGCCAGAGGUUCAUUCACUCUCGGCUCGGUGGCGUGGCAACAGACCCUAACCAUCAACAGGCAGAGACAUCAGCACGUUUGCUGAUCGCCUUUGCCGGCGCGCGCCAGGUCACCAUGGACGUGGAGCUUCUGGAUGCCUUGUCCGCACCUCUUCAGGAUGCCUUGGACUCUUGGCUGGAGAAUGGCGAGGAGGAGGGGGGGCUGCCGCUGGCGCCGGCAACCAUAGCAGAUGUUCUCAGUGCCCUUGUGUCCUGUGGCAUACAACCUCUUCGGCUUCACCAAAUGCUGGCUGAUUGCCUACUGCGAGCGGAUGUCUCAACCUGGGAGCGAUGCCACGUAGCAGAUGUUUGCACCAUUGCCUCUGCAGUCUCAUUGCUCUGCGAAGAUAGCACGGCCGUGCUGGACAUCAUGUGGGCGGCUGCGCUACCUCGGCUCAGGGCUGCACCGGCACCGCUGGCACUGGCUCUGCUGGAUGCGGUGGUGCGAGGAGGGUCUGAUGACCUGCUACACACGGACUCUGUUCGAACAGCUGUGGAUGAGCUUCUAGUGCAGCGUGUAGACUUCGAGCUUUCAGCUUUGGGGCACCUCGCGUACUGA
Messenger RNA from Symbiodinium pilosum, 1677 nucleotides. Lineage: Eukaryota; Dinophyceae; Suessiales; Symbiodiniaceae. The record is from the annotation of a GenBank genome assembly.